Molecule: messenger RNA, 1592 nt
Organism: Rubroshorea leprosula
Lineage: Eukaryota; Viridiplantae; Streptophyta; Magnoliopsida; Malvales; Dipterocarpaceae
Source: the annotation of a GenBank genome assembly
CGCCGUGGACGACGCUUUUGGCCGAUCACUAGCAGUAGUUUUGUAGACAACACAGUCCAACAUACUGAAUCACCGAAAGCUGUUUAUUACUGUACCUUCUUUAAUGGAGGAUGCCUACGCCAGAUCCGUUACUGAGGUAAUUGACAUGCAUCGCUGCAUAUCUAAUCUCCAACUUCAGACCCGCCGCCAUUCGUUAAGAAUCUGCUUCUGAUUCUCUGAUUAGGUCUUGGAUUUCUUCAUGGUAGACCUGACGAAAGGUCUCACUGAUUCUCAGGUUAUACAGCAUGGUAUGAAGAGCUUCCAGCUUUACAACAAACACUAGCGUUGCAACGUAUGGCACUGUUCACCAGGGUUGAGCCUUCUCAUAAAAGAAUGCUGGUUGAGGCCUUACAAAACCAGAAUGAAGUGGUUGCCAUGACUGGUGAUGGUGUCAAUGAUGCACCUGCAUUGAAGAAAGCGGACAUUGGAAUUGCAAUGGGAUCUGGGACAGCUGUUGCAAAGAGUGCUUCAGAUAUGGUUUUAGCUGAUGACAAUUUUGCUACAAUUGUCGCAGCUGUUGCGGAAGGAAGGGCUAUAUACAACAAUACAAAGCAAUUCAUCAGAUACAUGAUCUCUUCAAAUAUUGGUGAAGUAGUAUGUAUUUUUGUGGCAGCUGUACUAGGAAUACCUGAUACCCUUGCUCCUGUCCAGCUCUAUGGCUCCACUUGGUAACUGAUGGAAUACCUGCCACCGCCAUUGGGUUUAAUAAGCAAGAUUCUGACGUAAUAAAGGCCAAACCUCAGAAGGUAUUAUUGCAAUAUGUGGAAAUGUUUUAUAUAGCUGUAAUGUUCUUCAUUAGCUUUGUGCACUCUUUUGUCCAGCUGUCUUUAGAUCUCAAUUUAUUUUUGAAUGAAAAGGGGGCAAAAGGUGGCCUUAAACCUUUUAAGAAUUUAGUUCAGAACUAUUGUGAUGUAGUUUGGAAUUUUCUUAUUUUAAUGGCUAUUUAACAAAGAAUAAGCAUGUUUUUUUUACUUAUGUAUUCAACUUCUCGGAUGUAAAACCAUUGUCCAAAUUUAUUUCCUAAACCUGCAACGAUGGACCUAUUACUACGCUUUGGUGACGCUGAACUAAAGAUGAAAAGUUGUUACAGUUGUUAAAUAUUAACUUGAAAUUGAGUUAGCAAGGAUGCAAAAUGAGGCUGAUGAAAGAUUCACUCGUGGUGCAACGACUAAUGACGUUAAACAGAAGUAUUUAUGUUGAUAUAAAUUCUUAGGAGCUCAUUUCAAACCAAAAGUGGCUGGGGGGUCAAGGUCCCCAAUUGUGCAUUAUUUCAGUUUUUAUAUUUAUAUUCUACAUUGGUCAAAAGGCUGUGUGGAUAAAAGAGUUCUCAAUUGUAUCAUGUGUGCAGGUUGGAGAAGCAGUGGUGACUGGUUGGUUGUUCUUUCAUUAUUUAGUUAUUGGAGGUAUCCAUAAAUGGUACACCAUAAUGUUGUAAUAAUAGCUGCCCAAUUGUCUGCAAUUUUUUAUUAAAUUGAGGAUCUUCUGUUUAUUAGUUCAUAUUUUGCUGUUUCUACUUUUGUGGUUUUCUAGUUGAAUAAACAGUCAGCACUGAU